AUUGAAGUGUUGUAUUUUGCAAAAAGUGCUGAAAUUACUGGAGUUCGUUCAGAGACCAUUUCUGUGCCGCAAGAAAUCAAGGCGUUGCAGCUGUGGAAGGAGCUAGAGACACUACAUCCUGGGUUGGCCGAUGUUAGAAAUCAGGUGAUAUUUGCUGUUCGUCAAGAGUAUGUCGAGCUUGGAGAUCAGCAACUCCUGCUUCAGCCCGGAGACGAAAUUGCCAUUAUCCCUCCAAUUAGUGGAGGAUAGUGCAUCGGAGCCAUCUAGGAAAGAUGUGGAUGAGGUUGAAGAGAAACCUAAGGACAUAAUACAGUUCACUGCUGAGAAACUGUCAGUGGAUGAAGUCUCACAGUUGGUGAUCUCCCCAAUGUGUGGUGCAGUGUCUCUCUUUGUAGGGACUACAAGAAAUAACUUUGAAGGCAAAAAAGUCAUUAGUUUAGAAUAUGAAGCAUAUCUACCAAUGGCAGAAAAUGAAAUCAGAAAAAUUUGUAAUGACAUUAGGCAGAAAUGGCCAGUCAGACAUAUUGCGAUGUUCCAUCGACUUGGUUUGGUUCCAGUGUCAGAAGCAAGCACAAUUAUUGCUGUGUCCUCAGCUCACAGAGCUGCGUCCCUUGAAGCUGUGAGCUAUGCCAUUGACUCUUUGAAAGCCAAGGUACCCAUAUGGAAAAAGGAAAUAUAUGAAGAAUCAGCAUCAUCUUGGAAAAGAAACAAAGAAUGCUUCUGGGCAGCUGGUGAUUAGUCACUUAAUUUUUGGUUCACUAAGUCUUAAAUGUGGUCACCAAUUUCCUAGGCUACACCAAUGAGGGAAUAGUAGACAGAGUGCAUGAGUGUGUGGGAAGAGGGGCUGCCCAAAGAUGGGAAGAAAUGGCUGAGUUUAAACAUGAGAUAAGGUGCUAGAGCACCCUUCAGUGACUAACCCUGACUUCAGCCUGCUCACAAUGAGCUGUGGCCUUCCUUUUAUGGUCAGCUGUCCUAGGAAGACCUCUCUGUCCCACAGUGUAUUGACAGCCCUGUUGUCAAGCAUGUAUUACAAAAAAUUGGCAGGAUCAGAAAGUCAUUGUCAGUUUUGAUAUUACAUAUCUUACAUAACUUGAAAGUGAAACUAAACAAAUCACGAUUCAAAUAGCUUAAAAGUAGAUCCUGUUUGUUUAUAGUCAUCGAUAAUACCUAAGGAAUUUUAUAUUAUAGACUCCGCUAUGACUUCAGUGUUUAUCGUCAGUGAUAAUACCUAAGGAAUUUCAUAUUACAGAGACUGCCAUGACGUCAAAAUCUAUUAAUUAUACAAUAAAGCUUUUUAUAUUUCAUUAGUUAUCAGUAUUCUUAUGUCUGUACAAAUUAGCAUAAAUUAUUGCAAAAUAACUAGCAAGCAGCAAGUGGUUUGUAUUAAAAUGGUGUCUGAUGUUUAAAAGUUGGCUCACAACUGUUUAGAGAGAUUAUGUAAUUAUUUAUUAACGUAGUUUGGAUAGUUUUCAUAAUGUUUAUGUAACAUUAGCCUGUGUGAAGUUAUUACUAAACAAAUUUUCUGCAAGAUUAUUAUACCAAACAUCUAGCUUUGGAUUGGUGAAGCUGUCAUGGCAGGUUUGUGUGCAAAAGUCUCAUAGAAUUUGUUUUGAAUUUUUUGACUUUAUUGACAUAUAUUUGACAAGUAAAAUAUAUUUGAGUUCUGUAAUGUGGCGUUGGAAUGCUUGUGUUGUGACCAUGGCAACCGAGAUGAACAACACAUCUGUCACUUCAUAUAGGUGUGGUGUGGGUGGGGGCUUAAGGGGCACUCUGAACUCACAAAUAAUUAAAAUACCAGCAUAACUGGAUAAUUAACAUCAUCAUAGAAUUAGCAACAUUCAUACUAAGAAUAAAUACUACUUUUAAACACA
Mesocricetus auratus (golden hamster) is the source of this 1871-nucleotide messenger RNA. It is a transcript of the gene Mocs2, whose product is annotated as molybdenum cofactor synthesis 2. Lineage: Eukaryota; Metazoa; Chordata; Mammalia; Rodentia; Cricetidae. The coding region runs from base 170 to 739 and encodes 189 amino acids. The record is from RefSeq and is a predicted model, not a curated record. The transcript is spliced from 6 exons. Gene Ontology annotation, molecular function: molybdopterin synthase activity. Gene Ontology annotation, cellular component: cytosol. Gene Ontology annotation, biological process: Mo-molybdopterin cofactor biosynthetic process.